Thelazia callipaeda (thelaziosis nematode) is the source of this 2400-nucleotide messenger RNA. Lineage: Eukaryota; Metazoa; Nematoda; Chromadorea; Rhabditida; Thelaziidae. The record is from the annotation of a GenBank genome assembly.
AUGUUGGGCGAAACGAAGCAAACGCGAGAACGUCGUAUUACAAGUACACGUUUGCGACGUUUAACCCAAGCGUAUCUUACGCCUGCUAUCCAGUUUCAACCAAUGAUUAUUCGCACGGCGUACGAUAAAAUGGACAAUAUCUACUACAUUACCCAUAAACUUAUUCUGGAUCACCAAAGUGCCACUAGUGGGCUGUUUCCUAGAUAUUCAAAUUGCUGUGAAGUCGGCUUCGUCAAAGAUAGCAUUUAUUGUGCUUUGGCAUGUUGGGCAUCAUCCACUGCUUACAAACGACUGGAUGACGAUCGAGGAAGGCAAACAGAAUUGCGACAGUCAGCGGUGAAAACAAUGCGCGGAAUUAUGUUUUGUUGGAUGCAGCAACUUGAUAAUCUCAAUCACUUUAAAGAAAAUAAUUCGCCGGAGUUUGCUUUACAUUCUUGUUUCCACUUGCACACAGGCAUGGCUCUUAAAGAGUCCAAUAAUAAGAACUAUGGCCACUUGCAAAUGGAUCUUAUUGCUCUGUAUUUGCUGGCUCUCGUUCAAAUGACUGCAGCAGGUAUUCAGGUAAUCUUCACGCAUGAAGAAGUCUGCUUUGUUCAAAAUCUUGUUUUUUAUAUCGAGAGAACUUAUCGUACCCCAGAUUUUGGGAUGUGGGAAAAAGGAACAAGAUAUAAUGUUGGUGAACGAGAACUCCAUGCUAGUAGUCUUGGUAUGGUCAAGGCUGCACUGGAAGCAAUAAAUGGCUUUAAUGUUUAUGGGGCGAACGGAACUAGUUCAUCUGUAAUAUAUGUUGAUAUCGACGGUCACAACAGGAAUCGUACUACCUUUGAAACUAUUUUGCCUAGAGAAAGCAGUUCAAAAAAUACCGAUGCUGCACUAUUGCCAUCUAUAGGCUGGCCAGCUUUUGCUACACAUGAUCCUGAACUGUAUGAAAAGACAUUUGAUAAAUGUAUUCGACGUUUAGAAGGACGAUAUGGGCUUAAGAGGUUUCUCCGAGAUGGUUAUCGUACUGAACUAGAAGAUACUUCAAGGCCAUAUUAUGAUGAGCACGAAACAUCACGUUUUCAAAAUAUCGAGUGUCAAUUUCCAGUUUUUUUCUCAUAUAUUACAAUUACUGCUCAUCUUCGUGGAGAGCGCGAUUUAUCUGAUCGUUAUUGGGAAAAAGCCAAGGAAGUGCUCGUUCCAAGCGGGGAAAUGUCGUAUUUGGUGACACCCGAAUGCUAUUUCAUUGAUGAAGAACAUAUGGGUGCCGAGAAAGAGAAACCGAAUUCUCAGGAUUUUCAUCCAGUCAAUACUUGGGAGUCAGGUCAUCAUCUUUGGUCCAGUGCCAUCUAUUUAAUAGCUUUACUUUUAAAAGAAGAGUACAUUCAUUCGACUGAUAUCGAUCCGAUUUAUCGACAUCUUCCUGCUAGCCAGAGACCGAAGUAUCAAAAUCGUCAUUCAGUUUUUCAGGGUAGUAUGGAAGGCAAUCCAGUGGUGCAGAUUGUUUUGAUCGCUGAAUCAAGUCGCUUGCAAAUGAUGCUUUCAACAUAUGGUAUUAGCACUCAAACCUCUCAUGAUUUGGAACCUAUUCAAAUUUGGCCGAGCUGGAAAAUGGUGAAGGUAUUUGAGUCAUUAGGAAAAAAUGAAAAAUUGGGGUUGAGUGGUCGACCACCACGGCCUUUUGGUGUUCUGGACACGAGCAAAAUUUUCAAGCGUUUUGGAGAUACUAUUCUUUGCUAUCCACUAUUAUUCGAAGUGAAGGAUUUUUAUAUCAAUUCAGAUCCAGCUGUUUUAAUUAAUGAAAUAAAGCUGAAUUUGGAAUUUAUGUCUAAAAGAUGGAAACUUACUGGACGACCUACAUUUUGUAUGGUUUUACGUGAGGAGAAUAUGAGUGGUGAAUAUUUCAAUCAUAUGUUGGAUCUCCUAAUCUCUUUGAAAAAUGGCUAUGUUAGUGGAGUUCGAGUUCGUGUUGGUAGAGUUCAUCAACUUCUGAAUUCUGGUUGUAUGGAGCACGUUGAUUUCGCUACUGAUGAUGAUGAUUUUGAUGAUUUCGAAGAACUUGGUGAUUCAGAUUCUCAAGGAAUAUCACGAGUUUCCAUCAGAGAAGUUGUUGAAGAAGAUAUGGAAUUUACUGAGCACGAGUAUGGAUGUAAAUCAGAUAAUGAAUUAUAUGAAAUUAUUAAGAAGCAUAGUAUUGACUCGCUGCGUAAAGUAGCAUUUUCUAUAGCAGUACUUUCUCGCCGAUACGGAAUGGGGUAUAUCAUAGAUGGAGAAAAUCUAGAAUUACGUAUGGAAAGGGUUUAUCGUCAAGCAUGUGCUUUAAGACUUUGGUGGAUAGUUCGAUAUUGUGCUGCGAAACUGCACAAAGUGAUGAAUUCAUUGGCACCUGGCAUAACAAAUAUGCUAGUUAGAGGAAAACAG